AUGUACCUCGGAACAGCAAAGAGGAUAAUGGAGAAAUGGAGAUCUUCAGGUCUCAUCACAGAUGCACACUUGGCCAAAAUGCAGUUGGAUGCUGACAAGCUUGUACUGCCAGAGGACUGCACGCCAUUAGGGACAAAGAUCGGGCAUGACUUCCCAUUCAUGAAGGCCGACAAGUGGAAGUCUUGGUGCUUGGUGUACUCUCCUGUUCUCCUGCGUGGUUGUCUACCUGAAGCUCAUCUCGGUAACUGGACAACGUUUGUCAAUGCAUGCCAGUACCUCUCAAUGCCAAGCAUAUCCAUGGCUCACCUUGAUGAAGCCCAUCAAUCUUUGGAGGCUUUCUGCAGAGAGUGCGAGAAGUUGUAUAAAGCUCCGUUCCUUUUGCCAAACAUGCAUCUCCAUCUUCAUCUGCAAGAGACUGUACUGAACUUUUGCCCAGUUUAUGGCUAUUGGCUUUUUAGUUUCGAAAGAUGUAAUGGUAUCUUGAAAAACUAUGCAACAAAUAGAAAAGAUGGGUUUGAGGGAACAUAUAUGAAGAAGUAUCUUGAAGAAGCAUACCAGGGAGAUCUUAUUCACCAAACUUUGCCAAUAAUUCGACCUGAGCAUUUGGCGAUUAUCCUUGAGCUCACUGCAUCCACUGCCAAUUCCAUAGCCACUUCCACUUCCACUGCCACCUCAAUCCAAUUCGAUAUCAAUGCUUUUCUUGAUUCUCCUGAGAUCAACUUUGAUAUCAUCAAGGGAAACGAGCCUUUGCCCCCUUCCACACUUCCUUUAGCUCUAAAGGGGGAGAUUUCUAUGGAUGAAUCUAAGUAUGAGCAUUUGUUGGAAUACUAUUGUGAGACAUACGAUGAUCAAACUCUUGUUCAUUAUCGUCAGGCUGGUCAUUCCGAUAAUUUUGUUAACAAUCGGAUACAGAAGUUUGAAUCAAUCGAUCUUCUUGGGCAAAUCUACAAGAGCAAAACGAAGAAUUAG
Messenger RNA from Phycomyces blakesleeanus NRRL 1555(-), 969 nucleotides. RefSeq lists its product as hypothetical. Bases 1 to 969 code for a protein of 322 amino acids. The transcript has a single exon. The record is from RefSeq and is a predicted model, not a curated record. NCBI's taxonomy places the organism in Eukaryota, Fungi, Mucoromycota, Mucoromycetes, Mucorales, Phycomycetaceae.